GUACAUUUUUCUUUUUCUCAUGGACUCUAGAUGCAUUACUUCAUUUCACUCUUCACAUUUGCAUCUCAAAAUCCACAGAAAUGCAAAAGCAAAUCCAUCAUGGACAAGAAAUCUACAUGGGAACACAACAACAACAACAAAUUUUGUCUUUAAAAUGAGCAACAGAAGCUAUCACAAGUACUUGUGCCAUCUCCAUUGGCAACAACAAAAGCCAGUGAUUAGAAGCAAGCACUAUGCUAGAAAGGCACAGAAGUUCUCCAAUGAAUUGAGCAAAGAAACUAGCAAAGUAGCUGAGAAGAAAGAGGGUACUGUUGUUGGUGCAGUUGCUCUUAUCAUUGGUACUAGUAUUGGUACUGGAAUCCUUGCACUUCCAGAGAAAGCCUUCCCUGCUGGAAUUAUUCCAAGUUCUAUAUCAGUAAUAGGGUGUUGGAUUUUUCUCCUCAUUGAAGCCCUUUUGCUGGUUGAAAUAAAUGUGGCUUUGAUGAACAAGAAAAGAAGGAAAAAGGAUGAAAAUGAGUUGGAUGUUAUUUCUAUCAGAACCAUGGCCCAAGAGACACUUGGUGACUGGGGUGGAGCAAUAGCCACUGUUGCCUAUGUUUUCUUGGGAUAUAGUUCCAUGGUUGCAUAUAGUUGCAAGUCUGGGGAGAUUCUUUUCCAACUCAUCAAUCUCCCAGCACCAAUUUCAGGCUCUCUAUUCACUGCUCUCUUCACCAUGCUUGUCUCAAUUUGGGGAACCAAAGCCACUGACAGAGUGAACCAGUAUCUCACUGCUUCCUUGAUUGGUUUAUUGUUGGCUAUUGAGGCGCUAGCUGUUGUUUUUGGGGGGUGGUCAGGAGUUGGAGGCCUUAGUGACUGGACCAAAAUUCCGCCAACCAUACCUGUUAUUAUUUUUUCCCUUGUGUUUCAUGAUAUAACCCCAUUUAUUUGCACUUAUUUGGAAGGUGACCUUCGUCGUAUAAAACCUUCAGUUUUUAUUGGUGCUCUUGUGCCACUGGUGCUAGUGCUUGUCUGGAAUGCAGUUGCUGUUGGUCUUGCAGCUGAAGCAAAACAAGUGGUUGAUCCUGUUUCCUUGUUAUACGGGUUGAGAAACAAUGGUGUUUCAAUUAUGGUUGCUGCCUUCUCACUUUUGGCAGUAGGUACAUCACUUAUUGGCACCCUCCUAGCCUUCUCAGAGUUCUUCAAGGAGCAACUUAAAAACGGAACCUUGCAUUUCCCUCCCACAGAAAAGGGAAAUUGGUGGAGCAGGAAUAAAACAAAUGUCACAGCUGUGACUAUGGUAGUUGCUCCCUCUCUGUUUGUCUCAACAGCAUUUCCGGAUGCAUUUUCUGCUGCCACAGAUAUUGCUGGGGGAUAUUGCAUGACAGUGCUCUAUGGAGUUCUUCCACCAGCUAUGGCAUGGGCAAUGCACAAGAGGGAACCUGAGCUUUAUGGUCAAAAGGAAUUUUUAAAUGCAAAUGUAGCACUUCUUUUGGCUGAACUGUUUGCAUGUGGCAUUGUGGUGGAGCAAAUCCUGCAAGAUAUACCAGCACUUCACUCAUAAAUCCCAUUUUUUUCCUGUUAAAACUUCUACCAAGAUUCUCCUUCUCAUGACUGCUUUUGCAAUAGAAUCAUGUCACAUGUGUGCUGAAUUUGAAGACAUGGUGCCAAAGUUUGGGAAUGAAGCAUUUAAAGAAACAUAGAACCUGCUCUUUAAUGAAUUAUAAAAUUUACACAAAAAGAUUGAAGCCUUACUAAAAGAUUUGGUUCUUUCUGCUUCAGUAUGUACAUAAAAUACUCUUUAAUGAAUUA
This is a messenger RNA of Vigna radiata var. radiata (mung bean), 1788 nucleotides long. Its product is annotated as tyrosine-specific transport protein 2. The record is from RefSeq and is a predicted model, not a curated record. Gene Ontology annotation, biological process: amino acid transmembrane transport. The transcript is spliced from 8 exons. Lineage: Eukaryota; Viridiplantae; Streptophyta; Magnoliopsida; Fabales; Fabaceae. The coding region runs from base 20 to 1540 and encodes 506 amino acids.